Messenger RNA from Drosophila eugracilis, 3767 nucleotides. RefSeq names its product DNA ligase 4 (gene DNAlig4). Bases 110 to 2851 code for a protein of 913 amino acids. Gene Ontology annotation, biological process: double-strand break repair via nonhomologous end joining; DNA recombination; DNA biosynthetic process. Gene Ontology annotation, molecular function: DNA ligase (ATP) activity; DNA binding; ATP binding. The transcript is spliced from 4 exons. Gene Ontology annotation, cellular component: DNA ligase IV complex; DNA-dependent protein kinase-DNA ligase 4 complex. NCBI's taxonomy places the organism in Eukaryota, Metazoa, Arthropoda, Insecta, Diptera, Drosophilidae. The record is from RefSeq and is a predicted model, not a curated record.
AACAAUAGUGUAUUUUGGUUCUUUAACAGCUGAUGUCUCAUAAAUAUAACGCCUUCUGAUGAAAUUGCCUAUUCUAUAGAUUAUUAUUAUUUUAUUAUUGAGGAACAAAAUGAGUUUGGAUAUAGCCAGCACAAUUAGGUUUCGAGACAUAUGCGGCGUGUUAGAGAAAGUAAAGGCCUCAAAGAAGGUUGCCAGUAAGGAGGCGGUCCUCAGGAACGUCUAUGAGUCCUUCUGUCGUCACCGCGUAUCCUUUCGACAGGAAUCCGGAUUAACUGACGACCAGGUCGAGGACGGUGUCAGUAGUUUUUAUUCGGUGCUGAGGCUGUUGCUUCCUGGUGCGGAUACGGGUCGGGAUAGCUAUGGACUGCAGAUCACGACGCUGGGCAAGCUGUAUAUCAAUGUACUCCAACUUCCCAAAGACUCUCACGAAGCCAUAAUGCUCCAAAAUCGAACCGGGAACACGUACAGAGACUAUGGCGAUGUCGUCAAUGCCGUACUCAAGCGCAGGUGUUUCAAUCCGCCUAGCAAUUUACGACUGAAGUAUAUCCACGAGUUGCUGGACACCAUUGCUAACGAGGACAUAGAAGUCAAGAAGCAACAUCUCAUCCGGUUCACAGAGCAGGCCUCGCCUCAGGAGCAGAAAUGGCUAAUCCGGUUACUGUUGAAGAACCUCGGUCUGGGAAUCGGGGAGCAGAAGAUCUUCGGUGUGCUGCAUCCGAAGGCACAGGACAUAUACCAACGCUGCUCUGAUUUGAGACAUGUUUGCAACCUUCUGGCUGGCAAGACCACUGACUUGGAAGCCAGCACCAGCACAGACAAACCCCCGGCUAAGUUUGUAAAUCUGAAUUCCGUAAUCCGACCAUUCCAUCAGAUACGUCCCAUGCUGUGCGAACGAUUCCCGGGUGAUAUCGAGCAACUGAUGCAUUCAGAUGUGCUCUAUGUGGAGACCAAAAUGGAUGGUGAGCGAUUUCAGCUGCAUAUUGAUCGUGGACGAUUCAUGUACAUCUCCCGGAAUGGUAUGGACUAUACUCGAAACUUUGGCAUUAGCUACGAUCAGGGUACCUUGACGCCCAAGCUAAGGGGUCUACUUCCUCUCGGCCUGGAGUCCAUCAUUCUCGAUGGCGAAAUGAUGGUGUGGGAUACCAACAAGUUAUGCUUUCGGGAAAAGGGCGAAAACACGGAUGUGAAAAACCUUAAGCCGGAUGGCCCCUGGCAACCAUGUUUCGUAAUCUACGAUCUACUGUACUACAAUGGCAACAGUUUGCUGGAUACUCCCUACGUCCGGCGGGCAUACAGGCUGCAAAAACUAAUAGUUGAGCAACCCGGAGUACUGCAGUUGAUGCGCGGUCGCAAAAUCACUUCCGUCGAGGAGUUCAACGAGCUGUUCCAGCAGGCUCUCGACUCCAACGCAGAGGGCAUUGUGCUGAAGAAAAAGUUAUCCAAAUAUCAGCCAGGAGUAAGACUGGGCGGUGGCUGGUACAAAGACAAGGCCGAUUACAUUAAAGGUCUGAUUACCGAGUUCGAUGUGCUGAUCAUUGGCGGCUUUUACAACCACAAGCGCACUUUUGUGGAGUCCUUUUUGCUGGGCGUUUUGCAACCAGUGCCAGCAGGUAGCUCCAAUCGACCCGAGGUCUUCAGCAUUGGAGUGGUUACCAAUAAUACGAAACAGCGCGGAGUGAUGAAUCACACGCUGAAACCACAUUGGCAUGAUAUGGUUAAGGAGCCACCGCCGCUGUGGUAUCACUACAAACCGGAACAACGAUCUGGAUGCCCCGAUCUGUGGAUUGAGCCACACAACUCAAUCAUCCUGCAGGUAAAGGCCGCCGAUUUGACGCCCAACGGCGCAUUUUUCACUCGAAAAUCAUUGCACUUUCCGCGCACUGAAAUGAAGCGUGAUGAUAAGCCCUGGAACGAGUGUAUGACACUCGAGGAGUUCAACGAUCUUUGCAAAGGUUCUACUGGCAUUAAAAAGUUGAACAAAAGGCCACUGCGUUUGGAGGAUGUGACCACCAAACGAAAGCAGAUGCGGAUGACGCCCUCGGAGAGGGAUCGGCCGGGUUUGGCUGUCUACGAGAAGCGCUGUGAUAUAGACCCUGCCGCUAGUACUACCAAACUCUUCGAAGGCCUGAGCUUUUGUAUUCUGAGCGGAUCCCCCGGACGGUAUAGCAAGCUUCAGCUUCAGGAGCUGGCCGCCAAAAACGGUGGCAGCAUCGUGGAUUAUCCUUUACCUAAUGAUCCGAAAUGCUUUUGCGUCGCCGGCACCGAGACGUUUCUGGUUAAACGCCUCAUCCUUCAAGAACCGCGCACUUGUGACAUUGUGCGCAUGGAGUGGCUAUUGAGGGUCUGUGAAAAGCAAGAGCUUGACCUACGGCCCAAGGAUCUUCUAUCCGCCACCAAGCCACUGCAAGAUCAUCUGGCGGAGUGCUUUGACCAGUUUGGAGAUAGCUACAACAAGGAUAUUGACAGUGUGGAGGAACUGCAGGAAAUUCUCCAGGACAUUGAACUGACGCCAGAGAAUUUAGCUGGCAUUACUGCAUCUGAAAUUCAUGAUUUGGAGGAUCAGCUGUUAGAUGGGAAAAAAUACCUGAACUUGUUUCGUGGUUUGCAUGCCCAUUUUUAUGAUCCACAUGGCGAUGAAUUGGGCAAGCUUCUCUUCCUGCAAAAUGGUGGCAGACUGGUAGACGAAAUCAAUCCGCAACUGAAUCUGGCAUUCAUCAAUAAGUCCAAUCUGGAAGACAAUAACUUGGUUAAUAAACCUGCCGGGUUAAGUGCUGACAAAGUCAUAAACUCUAAGUGGAUUCAUGAAUCAUAUGCGGCAGGCAUCCUCCUGCCCAUGCAAUCUUUUGUUUAAGUCGUUAAAUUUUUUUUCAAAGCUUUAUAUUAUAUUUGUAUUACAAAUUUUUUACCUUAUUAAUUCCAGUAAUAAAAUGAUAUACUCCUAUAGAGCCCCUAUAGAAACGAUAGUGAUAGUUUGUUAAAAAUCUUAGAUCAGGGCGGCUCUGACAUAACUGAUCUAAAUGUUAGGAGGUGUAGCACAGGUCUUACAUCAGUUCAACUUAAAUUAUCGUAAAGAACACAGCUAAGUAGAGAAAAAAAUUUUGAAAUUAUUUUUAUCUUUUAAAAAUUUUUAGUUAAAGAAAAUGGAAAGAACUAAUUCACGUCAUGUGGACUACUCUUCAAAUCUUCCAAAUCAAAUUUACAAGUCACAUGCUUCGGUGCUACAGGUCUGGGCAGGGAGAAAUAGGAAAUUUCUAAAGCCCUAUAGUCCUUUCGAUUAUUACCUCAGGGACUAUUUGCUUUGGCAUGAAACUGCACGUCCAUCUUCCUUGACCAAAAAACAGCUGCGUUUAAAGGCUUUUCGGGGUUGGAAACGUUUGACUGCACCCAGAAAAUUUCAAUAUGAAGUAAUGUCGCGGGUUCAUAAGUUCAGGUUACGGGAAUUAAGGAAUUUGAAAAAGAUACCUCGAAAUGAAAUUAUUUCAAAAACGAAACGAUUAUUUCAAAGACGAAAGCGAUGCACCAAAUCGAAGUAAAGCCGAAGGAACCCUCACAUUUCAUCUGGAGAAGCUAUCCCAUGGUGUUUUCAUCCAGCUCGAAUUACUGAUCUCCCAGGACUCCAGGAUUUAAUGUGAAAUUGACGAGUGAUGAAUCAUGUGUAUCGGGAAUGCGUAGUCCAAGCGCGAAGUUAAGCCGAUAGAGGAGUCCUCACUUCUUAACAGUCAUCCUGGAGCUUGCCAAAAUAUAUUUACCGGUUUUAGCCUACAAGA